Macroventuria anomochaeta is the source of this 1437-nucleotide messenger RNA. RefSeq lists its product as uncharacterized. The coding region runs from base 1 to 1437 and encodes 478 amino acids. The transcript is spliced from 2 exons. Gene Ontology annotation, molecular function: protein binding. NCBI's taxonomy places the organism in Eukaryota, Fungi, Ascomycota, Dothideomycetes, Pleosporales, Didymellaceae. The record is from RefSeq and is a predicted model, not a curated record.
AUGGAGAAGAGAGACGAGCUGGGAAAGCAGAGGCCUGAGACUAGCGCUUUCAAAGGCCCCGAGAAAGAUUCUGACGAAGUGAUGGAUGGCGAAGACGAAGACAUGGACGACGGAUCCGCGCCUGCUGGGGAAACCUCCGGAAUCGACGCAGCAGACUCGACUGCGUCGGGCACCGGUUCUCAGGUAGCUGUUGAGGAUACAAACAUGGAAGCCUGUGCUGCCACCAGUCAUGACGGCGAGGAUGACGAGAACGACAAGGAUGACGACACAGACUCCGUAAGCUCUAAUCUGAGCAUCUCUUCUCGUUACAAAAUGCAUCAUGGUACAGACCCAACCGAUGACAUGUACAGAUACUACGAAGAAACAUCUUAUGAUCCAAGACUGCUAGCCUUGAAAGACAUCAAAUGGCUCGACCGAUGCCGAACUCUCGGCUACAAUGCACAAGCCCCAGACGUCACGAAGGCCUUCAUUUCCGGGCUCGGAAGAUACGUCGACUACGGUAGUUUCGAGAUUGUGAAGGCCGGGAAUGAUCCUAACGACAUCGGGGCUGAUGAGUACGACUGCUAUACUGCCGGAGGCGGUGAUGUUGAUGACCCCACUUUCCCAUUCCAUGAAGCCUGCUACAGAGUGCUUGCCAAAUAUUUGGAAUGCAGCGACUCGAAGGAGAUUGACAAAGAUGUUCUCUACGGCGUUGUGCGUCAGUGUGGCGAGGAUUGGGGCGGCAAUCUCAAUCUGGACUAUGGUGGCGUUCAAGCGGAGCAAUUCUGGGAUUGUCAACCAGGGGAAGAGUAUCUUGUAUGCAGUCCCGAUCAAGACUCCGAACUGCAGCGCAUUCUUCCCAGCCUGUUACCGGACGAACUCCUCUCAACAUCAGCAUCACCCGACCUCUCGCACAAAGUUCAACACGAUCCACUUGGCGUUCUACACUUCGACAUACUUUGCGGCAUCUGUCAAUGUCUGCCAAUUGAAGAUACUCUUAAGCUCAUGCAAGCAUCGUAUCAUGUUUCCAGCCUUACCCGCAACCGGACCUUCUGGAGACAAAUGACGCGCUUGCACCUCGCACCAUGGCUCUGGGAAACUAAGAACAUUGCUUGUAAUCGCGACCCGUACCCUGACUUCGACCACAAGGGCCUGUUUCUGUGGCUUGACAAGGUCACAAGACCUACGUUUGGCAUGGAAGGACCGUUUAUGGGCAUCGCGAACCGUAGGCGCAUCUGGAACGUUUGCGAACAGCUCGCUCCAGUGUAUAACCUCAGAGUCAACCGCGCAAGGCGAGAAGAACCAGAUGACGAGGACGCGCAAGUGGUGCUCGACACCGCAGUGAGCUUGCAUAUGCCAAUGACUAUGUACCCGCAGCCUGCAGAUGCCCAAACCAUCUCAGCUCAAUUCGUCCGCUCUUGGGAUGAGAUCGAGAACCAGCCAUCAGAUGAAACCUAG